AUGCAACUCAUCAUCAUGCCAUGCGAUGACAGAUACAACAGCCUCAACUCUACUCAGCACCUGGUCUAUAAUCAAAAUCGUCGUUGCCCCUUCUGUUGGUCUUUCCCAAUCUCAGAAGAAGCUCUGGCCAAAGCACGUAGAAUCUCUCAAACAAAAUUGUCUGGCGAGAAGUGCUUUGACUUCGUUGCUCACUGGGAUAGACUUCGCGAUUCAGAUGAAGGAAAAUAUCUUUUAGAGACGGAGUUUACAACAAUUCUCGACCCAUAUCAUGCGAAAGCUAUGGAGGGGUUUCUUGCGAUGGCGGAAGCGGAUUUUAUUGUCAGAUUUCACGACUCUACCUUCAAGACACCGGAUGAGUUCGAGAUGAAACUGGCAUUCAAGAUGUUUUUUUUCUGUCUCAAAGAGCGAAUCGAUGAGAUGGAGCUUAGACAGCCGAGCGCAAGGGAGGAAAGAGCUGAGUUGAUCGUUGAAAUGGGAAUUGCUCGAGCAGCACUAAAUUUGAAGCAUGGAGAAAGCACCGAAUACCCGUGUUGCUUCAACGAAUACUGCUCUCCGACAGAGGAUCCUCCACGAUACCAACCCGUUGUUCCCGAUGACAAUCUACGCGAGGAGAGUUUGGAGGGACAUGCCCUGAAGGAACAGCCCUGUUUGACACCUUGCAACCAUCUUAUAGGAAGUCGAUGUCUUAGAGAGUGGUUGAUGAAAAAUGUUGUGUUAAGGAACGACUGA
Messenger RNA from Hymenoscyphus albidus, 729 nucleotides. The record is from the annotation of a GenBank genome assembly. NCBI's taxonomy places the organism in Eukaryota, Fungi, Ascomycota, Leotiomycetes, Helotiales, Helotiaceae.